Molecule: messenger RNA, 2136 nt
Organism: Alternaria incomplexa
Lineage: Eukaryota; Fungi; Ascomycota; Dothideomycetes; Pleosporales; Pleosporaceae
Exons: 3
Coding region: 1-2136 (711 amino acids)
Biological process (GO): inosine biosynthetic process; adenosine catabolic process
Molecular function (GO): adenosine deaminase activity
Source: RefSeq, a predicted model, not a curated record
AUGUCUUCCCCAAACGCUGAGGAUCUGACCGAGUUCCAGAAGAGGGCGGAGAUCCAGUUCAAAGCCGUUCUGGAAGGUAUUGAUCAAGUAGCCACUGCUCACGAGAAAAAGACACAGAAUCUCGUGAAAGCAGAGAACGACAGUGCUUGGGAUCGACCAGCGAGACCCAAGGAUAAAUCCAGAUCCAAAGACGACAAGGUUGAGGAAAGGGCUGCUGCCAUCAUCCGAGCGAUUCGCGAGUAUGAGCGGGUUGUUACUUUCGGUAACCGACCGUCAGAAGCGCUGCCUUUAGAAAAUGAUCGCGACAUGGGCGGUCAAUAUCUUACCAACAAGGACCGCAUAGACAACGAAAGCAAGCUAUACCAAAUCGCCAGGAACGUUCCAAAGGGCGCUUUGUUACAUCUUCACUUCAAUGCCGAACUGCAUCCUGAGAUACUUCUUGUACGAGCGCGCAAGAUGAAGAACAUGUACAUCCGCAGUAUCAUACCAAUCACAAAGAAGGAGCAUCUGGGGGAGACUGAGAUGAUUUUCAAUAUCUGCGACCCAACAACCGUCGACCCUGGUGUCAACGUCUUCUCGGACUCUUAUCCCAAAUUAAUGGAUCAGGAAAACCCGAAGGCUGAAAGCUAUCUGAAGACUACCUGGAUGCCAUGGUCAGACUUCCAGGAGGAAUUUGAAAGAAAUUUCCCAGGUGAAUACCAAGACGAAGAACCUGAGACUUUUCAAGCUGGACAGCCACAACACUGUGGGCAGACAAAGCCUACCAAGCUUCGUCCCGCUGAGAACUGGUUAAGAUCGAAGAUGGUUCUUAGCCUUGAUGAAGCCUAUGGGCCUACACAGACUGUGAAUGGAGUAUGGGCUCGCUUCAACCAAGCUACCAGGGCUUUCAAAGGCUUACUAAACUAUGAGAGCGUCUACAAAGAAUACAUAGGCGAUGCUAUUGACCGCAUGAUCGAGGAGAACGUCAUGUACGCCGAACUACGACCAAUGCUUUUGGACAAGUUCAUUCCUGCCGACAGCGGCAUUCACGAGAAGCGCAUCAAGAACCACGAACAGAUGCGACUCAUUGUAGAUGGAAUGAAGGAAAAGAGGAAAAUGCUUGCAGAGCAGUAUGGCAACGAUGACAAGUUCCCAUUUGGACUCAAGAUCAUCUAUUGCACACCACGGUCUAUUCCCAUACCGCUUAUGCAAAAGGAAAUGAGAGAUUGCAUAGCGCUCAAGAUGGAAUUCCCGGAUCUUAUUUGUGGUAAGCAGCACCUGACACUCAGAGCGCAACCGUUUCUAAUCCCCUUAGGUUUCGAUCUCGUGGGCGCGGAGGACCGGCCCAACCACAUUGGGUUUUAUAGGAAAGAGCUCGUUACAUUCCAGGAAACGUGUAAGAAACUCAAACUGGACAUACCUUUCAUGUUCCACGCCGGUGAGACACUGCUCGACACCGGCGGCUCCUCCGAUCCGGAGAACUCCAACCUCUACGACGCAGUGGCGCUGGAAUCGAAGCGCAUCGGCCACGGAUACGCGCUCAUGAAGCAUACCCAUCUCAUUGAGAAAUUCAAGAAGACGAAGACCAGCAAAGGUAUCUGCAUUGAGCUAUGUCCCAUCUCGAAUGAGCUUUUGCACCUUUGCAGAAACGUCAAAGAACACCCAUACCCAGAACUGCUGGCUGCGGGCAUACCUUGUACAGUCAACUCAGACAACCCAUCGCUCUUCAGCAACUCAAUGUCACACGAGUUCUACCAGAUCAUAGUCGGCGACCCCACCAUGUCCCUUUGGAGCUGGAAGCAGCUGGCAAAAUGGAGCAUUGAAUACAGCUGCCUCGCCACGAAAGAACAGGAACGAGGGCAAGAAAUCUUAACUAGAGGUUGGAAGGAGUUCUGCCAGACCGUGGUUCGAGACUAUGGUCCUCUCAUGGAAGACGAAGCUUCAGUCAACAUCAAUCCCUAUAGGGCAGAGGCAUCAUAUUCGGUGCGCGACGACAAGACCCAUCCCGUCAUCGAGAAGGCGAUAUCGGACAUGAAGAUGGCAGCGAAGAAGUCUCCAGGGCAAGAGCAUGCAGAUGUGGUCAAGAUAGAGAGAGAGAAAGCGAGGUUGUGGAUGGAGUCUUUGGCUAGCAGCGACGUCCUCAAGCGGAAACCUUGA